Bombus pyrosoma is the source of this 6298-nucleotide messenger RNA. RefSeq names its product FERM domain-containing protein 5 (gene Frmd5). Gene Ontology annotation, molecular function: cytoskeletal protein binding. The transcript has 12 exons. NCBI's taxonomy places the organism in Eukaryota, Metazoa, Arthropoda, Insecta, Hymenoptera, Apidae. Bases 495 to 2651 code for a protein of 718 amino acids. The record is from RefSeq and is a predicted model, not a curated record. Gene Ontology annotation, cellular component: cytoskeleton.
UUUCUUCGGGAUAGUAGAUUCGAAACAGGAAAGACUAGAAGGACAAGUUUCGUUUAACUGGAAACUGUAGAAUAUCCAAGGAGAAAUUAAAAUUAUCAAAAAAUUAUUGUUACAAAAGUUAUUCGAUUCGAAGGCGGGAGGUGGCAUUAUACGAUGGAAAUUAUCCUUUUGCAUGUAUUCUAAUUUUAAUUUGUGAAAUUUAACGUACGAAGGGAAGACGCGAAGCGACAUUUUUGUGUUUACGUUGCUUUCGUCUUUCACGCGUCUUAGAAACAGGAGAAUACCGUUCACGUUAAAUUCGGCAAAUUUGAGCUUUAGUUCAUUAUGCUGUAAUAGUUUUGAUAAUAUCUAAUUAUAUUUAAUUAUACAUUAGCGUACGUAUAGAAAUAUAGAAUAUUAUUUCGAAUAAGCCUCAGGACAAAGGAAGGUAUAUUCUCGAAUAUGUAUGCAAGCAACUCAAUAUCCUGGAAACGGAUUAUUUUGGGCUUCGUUACAUGGAUCAUUGUAGGCAAAGGCAUUGGUUAGAUCUGGCAAAAACAGCGAUUAAGCAAGUAAAAGACAUGGAUCCGAUUCUGUUCAGUUUUCGUGUGAAAUUCUAUCCACCGGAUCCUCUGAGGUUGAAAGAAGAAAUAACUAGGUAUCAGGUUUACCAGCAGCUUAAGAGAGACCUUCUUCAUGGCCGACUAUAUUGCAGUCCGGGUGAAGCAGCGUUGCUCGCCGCAUGCAUCGUGCAAAGUGAAAUAGGAGACUAUGAUCCCAAACUUCACGAAGGGAAUUACAUUUCCGAGCACAAAUUACUGCUUAAACAAACGGAAGCUAUCGAGGAGAAAGCUAUGAAACUGCAUCAAACAGAAUUGAAGGGAUUCACCCCGGAGCAAGCGGAAACGCACUUUCUUAGAUUAGCGUCGCAAUUGGACACGUAUGCCGUUGACCCACACCCUGUCAAGGACCAAAAAGGUGCGCAAUUAUAUCUCGGCAUUAAUCAUUGUGGAAUCCUAACGUUUCAAGGAUCCCGUAAAACACACCAUUUCCGCUGGCCGGAGGUUCAAAAAAUCAACUUCGAAGGAAAAAUGUUUAUUGUACAUUUAACGAUAAGCGAGGACGUGAGGACAAAGAAAAAGCACACAGUUGGGUUUAAGUGUCCCACGGGAUCGAACUGCCGCCACGUAUGGAGAUGCGCCAUCGAGCAAAUGUUAUUUUUCACAUUACCUAGGGCAUCGGAUGCACCGGUUGUAAGCGGUGGAUCUAUCUUCUCUUGGGGUACGAAAUUCAAAUAUACUGGCAGGACAGAGAAGGAAGUUUUAGAGGAAACGGGUCCACUUCGGAAGGAAGAACCACCCAUACAGCGAUGUCAAACGACGUGUCUUAGAAGAAAAGCUAGUAGUGUGCCAGCUACCCCCAGUACCCCUAGUCAAGAUCUCGUCGAAAUAAGAUAUUCCAGUUUGCCACGUAGCUGUCACAGUGCAGGUUUGGACGGUGCUGGAAUGUCAGAAGGUAGUACCGGCGUUCCAUUCAGUUCACCUUAUUGUCCAGAUAACACUUUACCACUUCUAGAACCUGUCUCGGAGGACCAAGAAAUUCAUGGCAGAAGAAAUAACGCAGUAGACGAAAAUGAUACGCAUGUGAGAGCCACCCACAACACCACCACCACUACCACCACCACCACUACCACCACCAUCACUUUCAACACCACCACAAAUCGUGCGAAAGUUAGAAUGAAAUAUCCCAAGAGCACGCCGAACCGACCUCAGCCGUUGUACAGUCAAAAGAUAGUGAUAGGUUCGGAGGAGUUAGUCGGCCGUAACAUCGAUAACGUCGUCAGGCAACGUAUAAACGCCCUCGAAAAGAGUCCGAAGGUGGUCAGGUCGACCGCUCUGAUCAUAAAGAGUUCGAAAGUGGCGGCGGAAUCUCUGAAAGCUGGUAAAGAAAUCGCGAACGAGACGUACGUGUUCCCGGCAGCCGAUUCGGGAACGAUCAUCACGACGGUGAUAGACGGUCCAUUCGAUUCUAACACCGGUAAGACGAUCUUGCGCAGGUCUAACGAGCAGGUAAGCAUGCUCGUUCGUCAGCAGAAUGAGGUUGAAUGUCGCGGCAUCGCUUCCACCACGAAAACGGCAAACGGUUACAUUGCAUCGGCGACAAGUGACGUCGAAGACGUUAGAAACGGAGUCGAAGCCACGAAACGACGGCAAAGGACAGCCGGUCAGCACGAAGGUGUAAUUAACGACUAUUACUUUAGAGAUUCCUUCGAUCAUUCGUCGUCGGAAAGCCAACUAUUGGAUGCAUCGGGCAAACCGCACAGUCGCUCGGUGACCCCGGUGCCACAAAUGCAGAAACUUCAAAACUCGAAAGUUUGUCUACAGCAGCAACAACAACAACAGCAUCAGCAACAACAGUUCCAGCAUCAGCGGCAACCCAGUCGACGUUCAAACGCUGCGAAACUGAGGCACAAGAGUCUUCGAGUCACGAGGCUUUUCGUUCCAGCUUUUAUGCUGACGAUCACCGUCUUGUUUAUCGUGAUCGUCAUAGUAUUCGAGACGGAUACGACGCUUUUCAAUAACUUGCGCAAGACACCAGAAAUGGUGGCCUUAAAGAACCAAUACUAUGUCCCUAUUAAGGAGUUCUUGAGGACAAAGCUCGGCCUAUUUUGAUGCGACCCGACGAUGACCAGGCUGAGGUCGCCCUUUGUCGCUAAGUAACUUCCUUCAGUGCCAAGUCGAGAAGACGUUGCCGAGACCGGAGGAGCAAGGGUAUCGUUUCUUGUUCAUCCGUCGUUUCCUCUUUCGUGAUUCACACACGGCGGAACCACUUGUACUUUUCUUUUUAUAUCUCCUUGAUUUUCCUAUUUCCGAAUCGACGCAGAUACGAGCCACUUAUUCGCCAAAUCGAUUAACUCCGCGAAACGGAAAGUACAGAAGAUCGAUGAAAUUGUACAAGUACGAGACACGAGCUCUGUGACGCUAAAAUUUCGUACCUGGAGUUAACCGCUUUGGCCCGUGAAGAUCAAGGUUCGGUUAGCAUUAGCCGGUAUUCGAAGCUUUUAAACGAAUGCCGCUGUUUUAAUUCCGCUGCGUUCCUUCGAUCGAUGGGCCAAUUUCGACCUAGUGUAUUUUUUUAAUGUACGUACGGAAGAUUUGCUAUCGGUAUGUGUGAGGUUUUGUUUCAAUUUUAUAUCGAGCAUUUUCUUAGGACAUUAACGGUCUUCUUAUUUCUCUAGAGAUAAGAGCAAGAUCGCGAUAGAAAAAUUCGAGGCUCGCAGCAGGAUUAACGCAGGAAUAACGUACCACUGUUUCAAUUGGCAAGAAAGGAUCGGAAGAUAUACAGUGGCUCGCAAGAGCGUUCGUACAUCUGGCAUAGACAAAUUCUAUGCGUAUAUCGUGCGUGUUAUGUAAAACAUUUUGAAAUUUCGUUAGCACCGUAUCGAGGCGCAACUCGAGAAUAUAUAUAGAUUUGCUGCAAACUUGUGUUUAUUAAAAAGUCAGCGUUAUCGUAUGAAUAAUUGGCCAGAUGUUUAUCACUUUUUUAACGGUUUAUCAGAUUUAUCUGACUUUUGUAUACGCGUUUAGAGUAGUUUAAAGCUCUAAUACAACAACGAUAGUUGUUUCAUAUUUAUAGUAUCGAUGAAACAAGUCCAAUACGUUGAAGAAAGGCACCGACAAGCGCAAGUACGAAUACUUUGGCGAGCCACUGUACCGAUACGAUAAUACGAUAAAAGAUUUCGAAUCACGAGAGCGCGAAAUAUCGAUACGAAUCUACACUUUUAUUAAACACACCAUCGUCCGCGAUAAAAAAUACCUUUGUUUUACUAUUUGUUUACUUUUUGCACUACUACGUACGUAUAUUUAAAUCUUAGUAACUUAACAUACGUAUAUAUAUAUAUAUAUAUAUAUAUAUACAUUUACUCUGACAAAGACAAAGUGUUUUGUACAAAAUAUUUACAUCGCGAGUACUCGUGUUUGCUAAGUUACGCGUAAAUUUGACAAGUUGUUAGAAAACUUUGUUACAGUACGUUUAUCAAAUUUAUUUAAUAAAUUUAGAUGAAAGUCAGUUUUUACGUAUUACUAUUAUACAUGUAUAUGUAAUGUAUAGAAUGUGUGGCAAAUCGAGAAAGUCAUAUUUAUAUUUAAAUACAAAAGUAGAUAAUACACACGGGUGUACGUUCUCAAAUUACGAUUAGUGAUAGAAUAGACAUCAUGAGCAGAAACAUCAAUUAGUACGCUGCACAACAUACUUUUUACUCUUUUUCCGUAUAGCGAAAUCACAUUAUGUACGUUUUGAUUUGCAAGUAGAAGCAUACCAUGUAUCAAGAUUAUUGCAUUUUCUAACGUAUAAUAUUCGAUCGCUCUGUUCUUUAUUUUUCUAAAUAGCUCCAUACUUUAGCCAUUUCCUAGACUUAAAAAUCUUCAAGCGCGUAGUAGUUGUAAUCUUCGUUGACGGAUAUGAAAUUUCGUUAACGAUCUUUCGUUGGAAAGAAUAACUUGCUAAAUUAAAAGGUUGUAACUCGUUUGAUUUUAUUACUAUUAGGAAAUGCAAUGAUCGAACGUGACAUGCAACUAUACGUUUAAACGAGUACUUAAUUUUGAAUUUCAGCAACAGUACACUAUACAUAGGAUACUCAGCAUGCGCAAUCAUAAAAAUUAUUCGUUGAUAAACGAAUAAGCAAGGCUAAAUACCGUAAACGUAAGAUCUGCUUUUGUCGUAAACUUUUAGUUGUCAUAGUAUAUUUAACAAACUUUUAUAAGGUAAUUUAAUAGAUCUUGUAAGAUAGAAUGGGGCAAUACGAGGUGCAAUCAGGUAGUAUAGCAUAUAAAGGAAAAGGUGUUUCUUGUACUUUUAUUCCAAUUAGUUAUCGAUGUUUUCCUGCAAGUACGUAUAAGGGAAACGAGUAUGCUUCCUGAACUUUGUAUCAGCAUGCAACAAACAAGCAUCGACCAAUCGAUAUUUCAUUUUGAUUUAUUCGUUGACUCUGUGAACAUAUACGAGGAAAACUUAACGCGUGUGUGUAAAAUAGGAUGAAUCGUCAAACACGAACAGACACGUUUCUUGCGUUUUCGGCGAUAUCGUCGAGACGUGUUUAACCAACGAUUAUUUAUCAAGUUUAUGUAUUUUAAAAUGCAAAAUUAUUAAAUCGAUUUCCAGCCGAAUAGCGUAAUAAUGUGUAAAAUUAUGCAACAACAUCGAUAAGACGGUGAACGCUAUAGAGCAUAAUAUAAGAGAUACCAUCGUUUUUAUUUUUAGCGACUUUUUAAUAAAUUGAACGUGUAGCAAGAAUUAGCAUUACAAAUUGUACUUGUCUAGAACGAUUAUGCAACAAUUAAUCGAUGAAACGAAACCCGGCAUAAACUAAUUUGUAAAGCUCGAUGAUACGCAGCUAUUACGCAAUUAUUGGAUUUGUAUAUAAAACGUCUAGUUGCGUAAAACUAUUUACUUUUAUAGGAAACUAUGAAAACGUUUAUACUAUUACGAAUAGUUCCCGUUCGUUAUACGACUGGCGUGGUAUUUUAAAUUUUAUAUAAAAUAUUUUCUUGUCGAUCGCGUGCUCGUGUCGUCAGAUAUAAUAAAACGAGUUUUAAUCCGAAUGUCUCACGAUUCAUCCUAUUGUAACGAGAAAAAGUUGGUUCUAUUAUAAAUUCCAUAUGGCGUAUUGGAUCGCUCGCAGAAAUUACACGACGAAUCGUUAAAGAAAGCAUACAGAGCAAUCUGUAAAAAAUUUGCUUUUAUAAGGAAUAUUCUCGAACGAAGUAUCGACGAAUGUAGCGAAGCGAAAUGAAAAUUGGAACUCGCGUUUUUCUACCUUAAAACACGAUAUUUUUUAAUUAGUAUCAUUAGGUGACAUUUGACAUUUGACAUUUGCAGUAGCUUUGCCAGCUGAUCACCUUAUAGCCGUAUGUUUUAGUAGCUAGUUUAGCUAGUACGUAUCGUUAGUCGAUGAUCUUGUUUCAGAAUCUUUAUCGCUGAAUUACUUCUGAUCUAGUCGUAUUACUUUUCUCCAAGUACGAUUUAAGAAAUAUAUGAGACAGGAAGAGCUAAAGCUAAGAAAGGCUUGGUUACCGUGGAAAGCGAAAACACGCGAUAGAAACAAAGAGUCACGUUUGUUCUUAUAUGUUUGUUCUUAUCGAUAAUUUGAAUUAAGGGGUCUUCUGUGGUUGUGAGAGGAAGAGAGCGAUUUGUUGGCCACUGUUCCGGGAAAAGCGUGUAGUACGUUUAUUCUUACGACAGUUUUUGUAUUUAAUAAAGAUACAUUUGAAGAAUAUUUUGUUAAAUUCUCAUGCAAACGUAUUCAUUUGUUUCACAACUA